GGAUUUGGAGAGCAAAGUGAAGAAGAUGGGCUUAGGGCAUGAAGAAGGAUUUGGAGCCCCAUGCUUGAAAUGCAAAGAUAAAUGUGAAGGAUUUGAGCUACAUUUCUGGAGAAAAAUAUGUCGAAACUGCAAGUGUGGGCAAGAGGAGCAUGAUGUUCCCACCAGCAAUGAGGAUGAUCGUAAAGUGGGGAAGCUCUUUGAGGACACAAAGUAUACCACCCUAAUUGCCAAGCUGAAGACUGAUGGCAUCCCUGUGUACAAGCGCAAUGUCAUGAUCCUGACAAAUCCGGUGGCAGCCAAGAAGAAUGUGUCCAUCAAUACAGUGACAUAUGAAUGGGCGCCUCCCGUUCAGAAUCAAACGCUGGCAAGACACUAUAUGCAGAUGCUUCCGAAGGAGAAACAGCCCGUGGCUGGCUCAGAAGGCGCUCAGUACAGAAAGAAACAGUUGGCGAAGCAGCUGCCUGCUCACGAUCAGGAUCCUUCCAAAUGCCACGAGCUGACUCCUAAUGAGGUGAAGCAGAUGGAGCAGUUUGUGAAGAAAUACAAGAACGAGGCGCUCGGAGUGGGAGAUGUCAAGCUCCCGAGUGAAGUGGAAGCAAAAGGCAGCGAGAAAAAUGUUCCGAGCAAUGGAGAGAGGGGCACCUCAGCCACAGUCGGGGCGAUGGAAGACAAGCUGGCUGGUCAGAAGGGAUCCCAGUAUUCCUGUUUCCGGUGCAAGCUGAGCAUGAAAGAAGGAGACCCAGCUGUCUAUGCUGAGCGUGCUGGUUACGACAAGCUGUGGCACCCUGCUUGUUUUGUCUGCUGUACCUGUGGUGAACUCCUAGUAGAUAUGAUCUACUUCUGGAAGAAUGGCAAGCUGUACUGUGGCAGACACUACUGCGACAGCGAAAAGCCCCGCUGUGCUGGAUGUGAUGAGCUAAUAUUCAGCAACGAGUAUACCCAGGCAGAAGGUCAAAGCUGGCAUCUGAAACAUUUCUGCUGCUUCGACUGUGACUGUGUCUUGGCCGGAGAGAUCUAUGUCAUGGUGAAUGAAAAGCCUGUCUGCAAACCAUGCUAUGUGAAGAACCGUGCUGUGGUCUGCCAAGGUUGCCACAAUGCAAUUGACCCAGAAGUUCAACGUGUGAGCUACAACAACUUUAACUGGCAUGCAUCCACAGAGUGUUUCCUGUGCUCUUGUUGUAGCAAGUGCCUCAUUGGCCAGAAGUUUAUGCCAGUCGAAGGAAUGGUCUUCUGCUCAGUAGAAUGUAAGAAGAAGAUGAUGUCCUAAGUGGAAGAAUGUUCAGAUGAAACAAAAGCUUUGCCUUACUUCAAAGUCCUCUACAUUUCUACUGUUCAAGUAUAAUAUUUUGGGACAUUUUAAACAAAAUCCAACGUAUUAAAUGGCAAAUGCCAAAGAUCUUUAAUUACUCUCUUGAUAGCUUUUGAUUAGUACUUCAGCAUUUCUGUAUUCUUAAUGCUUUUGAUUUCUUGUUGCAAAUGUAGGAAGCUUAAUAUUCACUAUGUAU
Molecule: messenger RNA, 1505 nt
Organism: Euleptes europaea (tarantolino)
Lineage: Eukaryota; Metazoa; Chordata; Lepidosauria; Squamata; Sphaerodactylidae
Gene: TES
Product: testin LIM domain protein
Exons: 7
Coding region: 26-1267 (413 amino acids)
Molecular function (GO): zinc ion binding
Source: RefSeq, a predicted model, not a curated record